AAAAUAAACAUUUGUCGACACGAGAAAAUCAAAAGAAAAUUAAUAAUUACUGAAAAACUACCUGUUAAUUAAUUAAAAACUGUUGAUCAAAAGACCCUUUGACAUUUCAAGAACGUAAAAAUUAUGUUCAACGCAUUGCGACUCUCUGCAGGUUUAAUUAAACCUUUCACAAAUGUUUCCUCCGGCGUUGGAAGAAACUUGAAUAUUUGUCGAACAUUCUACAAUAAUGCUCCUCGGGGAAAUUCUCUUCGAUUUUCAUCAAACACAAUACAGAAAAGAAUUCUUGAACCACGAAAUGCAUUCAGAAUGGCAAUUAGUCGAUACUGCACCAAAGCUGGAAAAGAUCCAAAGACGAAGAAAGUUGUCGGAUACUGGCUUUUGGGCUCCAGUGGCAUGGUGUUUGUUGCCGUUGUUUUAGGUGGUGUCACGAGAUUGACCGAAUCUGGCUUGUCAAUGGUCACAUGGAAGUUGCUUGGGGAACAACGUCCACGAACGGAAGAGGAAUGGAUUGCGGAAUUUGAGAGAUAUAAACAAUUUCCAGAAUUUAAAAUCAAAAAUCGUGAAAUGACAUUGUCCGAAUUCAAGUUCAUUUAUCACAUGGAAUAUGGUCAUCGGAUGUGGGGACGUGCAAUUGGAGCAUUUUUCGCCCUUCCAGCGAUCUAUUUUUGGUCUCGCGGAUACUUAAAUCGCAGUUUGAAGAUUCGUACAGUUGUGUUUGGCACAUUAAUCGGCAUGCAAGGUCUCAUGGGAUGGUACAUGGUGAAAUCUGGCCUCGAAGAUCGUUUCCACGGCGAAAAUGACGUGCCUCGUGUAUCACAAUAUCGUCUCGCAUCACAUUUAACCUUUGCAUUUGUACUUUACACGAUGUUUUUGUGGUCAGCCUUGGAUAUUUUGCUGCCGGCACAGAAAUUGGCAGGUGCCAUCCCUAAAGCUAGUCAACGUUUCCGCAUGUUGGCACAUUCGACGAAGGGAAUGAUCUUUUUGACAGCUCUUUCGGGUGCUUUUGUUGCUGGAUUGGAUGCCGGUCUCGUUUAUAACUCAUUCCCAAAGAUGGCAGAUCGCUGGAUACCCGAAGAUGUGCUGGCUUUUAGUCCAGCGAUACGAAAUUUCACGGAAAAUCCAACAACGGUGCAGUUUGAUCAUCGUAUUUUGGGAACAUCGACUCUUGCUUUGAUCACGGGGAUGUUUUUGUUGUCUCGUAGACGAGUUUUGCCACCAAGAGCGUACAAGGCAGCGGCAGCAGUGGCAUUUAUGGGAUGGACUCAAGUUGGUUUAGGCAUCGCUACGUUACUUUCUUACGUGCCAGUGUCACUGGCAGCCACUCAUCAGUCGGGAUCAUUAGUUUUAUUGUCGCUCGCAAUCUGGUUGUCGCACGAACUGAAGCACGUGAAGGUGUUAAAGCAUAUUCCGAAGUAAAAAAAAAACUGGAAACAUACAAAGAAAAAUUAAGUUUUAGGUGGAAAACUAGGAAAAAUCUUAAAUUUUCAUAAUUUUUUCCGGAAUUUUUUCAAAUUUUAUUAAAAAAUUGAUUUUUAAUGAUAAAAUUUGAAGAAGAUAAUUGAUUUUCAAAUUUUUUCUGUCAUUUUUAAUUUAAAAAAAAAAUUAAAAAUUCUAGUUUACAUUUAAAUCAUUCAAAAAAUGUACUGAACUUG
Molecule: messenger RNA, 1652 nt
Organism: Culicoides brevitarsis
Lineage: Eukaryota; Metazoa; Arthropoda; Insecta; Diptera; Ceratopogonidae
Product: cytochrome c oxidase assembly protein COX15 homolog
Exons: 4
Coding region: 124-1416 (430 amino acids)
Biological process (GO): heme A biosynthetic process
Cellular component (GO): mitochondrial inner membrane
Molecular function (GO): oxidoreductase activity, acting on NAD(P)H, heme protein as acceptor
Source: RefSeq, a predicted model, not a curated record